Molecule: messenger RNA, 1999 nt
Organism: Phragmites australis (common reed)
Lineage: Eukaryota; Viridiplantae; Streptophyta; Magnoliopsida; Poales; Poaceae
Exons: 8
Coding region: 119-1456 (445 amino acids)
Cellular component (GO): cytoplasm
Molecular function (GO): oxidoreductase activity
Source: RefSeq, a predicted model, not a curated record
GCGGCAGCGCGGCAAGCGUAGGCCGCGUAGCACGCUCCUCACCCGCACCGUUCUUCUCUCCGCAGCAGCAGUAGCCGCCGCCCGCCGCUUUCUCGUCAAACUCAGAGCGCUGGACGCCAUGCCGCCGCCUUGUUCUUCGCCUCCUUCCCGUCCGCUCGCCAACCUCACCCUCUACUCCAGGCGAACCGUCGCAGCCGCCACCGCGGCCGCAGCCUCCUCGCCCUCGCUGGCAGGAGGGCACGGCCGCCGCCCCCUGCGCUACGCCGUCCUCGGCGCCGGCUUCGCGGGGCUCUCCGUCGCGUGGCACCUCCUCAAGCAUAGCCCCAAGGAUUCCCGCGUGUGCGUCGACAUCUACGACGACAACGGGGUCGGAGGAGGCGCGUCGGGCGUCUCGGGAGGGCUUCUCCAUCCCUACUCACCUAAAGUGAAGCUUCUCUGGAGGGGUGCUGAGUUCUGGAAAGAGUCCAUGGAUCUCCUGCGUAGCGCAGAGCUAGCAAAUGGAUCCACUGGAUCAGAUACAACCAGUCAAGAUGAGACCCUUAUCUGGAGAAGGGGGAUUCUGCGGGCACCGACAACCGAGAAGGCUGCUGACAUAUUGCUGGAGAAUGCUCAGAGUUGCCUCCAGAGUUGCAGCCUUCAAGUGCUUGAUUCCGAUGCUGCACAGCGUCUGAUUCCUGGGUUGUGUGUUCCGUUUGACUUUGCAGUUUAUAUGCCUCUAGCAAUGAACAUCAACCCAAAGAAAUACUUACAGGCACUGUUCUUUGCAUGCCAAAAUCUGGCAGGUGAAGCAUCCAUAUCACCAAGUGCACAGAAAGAGUUCAAUCUGUACAAGGACCAUAUUGAUAAUUUACGGCAAUUAGCAGGAAAUUAUGAUUCAGUGAUCAUCUGUCUUGGGGCCAAUGCUAGGUCACUUCCGGAACUCGCAAAUAAGCUGCCUCUUAGAACCUGUAGAGGAGUUAUUGCUGAAUUCGAGUUGCCAUCAGAUACAGUUGAUGAAGACGAAUAUGGCACUCAAAGCCCUUCAAUUUUAUCUGAUGCAUGGCUGGCAUUCCAAGGUCCCCGUAGUGUUUCUAUUGGGUCAACUUGGCAAUGGAAGGAUGAGAACUAUGCUUCAACUGUAUCUGAUGAAGAAGCUCUUACUGCAAUGGAAGAGUUGCUCCCAAAAGCUUUUGCCGUUUAUCCAGUAAUAAGUAAAUGGGAUUUCAUACGCGCAAGGGCUGGGAUACGAGCCAUGCCUCCACUGACGACUAAUGGAUCAUUGCCACUUUUGGGUUGUUUGAAUGAUAUGAUAGGCGAGAGGAGCAACUGUUCUUUUUGGUUAGCUGGUGGGCUUGGUGCCAGGGGUCUUCUGUAUCAUGGUUUGGUUGGAAAGCUGACUGCCAAAGCUGUAAUUUCCUGUGACGAAAACGUAAUACCUUCUGAGUUCACGUGCUGGAAGGUGAAGGCUUCACCAUGAAUACCAUUUUGUGGCUCAAACUUCAAGCAUGUUGUGCUUCAUCUGGGAUAUUCAUCUGAGUGACUGAGGGAGAUCUUUGAAAAAUGGUGGAUGAGUUUCAGUCGAAGGAGAAUUGUGCAAAUCGCAGGGUUCUAUCCUAUCUGGUUUCCCGCUCUCCUACAUGAAGGGCUACUGCAUUUUGAAAUCUGAAGCCAUUUUGUCAAUUAACGUACACACAACAGACACUAGAGUGAGCACGGGUGUUCUAAGAUAUCCGAGUGUGGUGUUCUAAGAAGUAUUUCAGGCCUUGUAUGUUUUCGAACAUUAACAAACAUGUGAGUACUGAAGCAUUGACUUUCAUCGGAACACCACACUUAGAGUGCAUCAGAGGUCCGCUGGCAUAUUUGCCUACAGUUUUGGAUUACCCUUGAAUUGCGUCGUGUUUCUUUUCCUAAUUUUGUCUUGUAUUUUCUUACUGUUAGCUGAAUCAUCUCUUUUGUAAACCUCUUAAAGGUUAUGAGUUUUGCAUGCAUAGAAUAUUUAGAUGAAUAAAGCAUUUUAUUA